Messenger RNA from Scleropages formosus (Asian bonytongue), 4639 nucleotides. RefSeq names its product solute carrier family 22 member 23-like. Lineage: Eukaryota; Metazoa; Chordata; Actinopteri; Osteoglossiformes; Osteoglossidae. The transcript has 10 exons. Gene Ontology annotation, biological process: transmembrane transport. The coding region runs from base 1634 to 4033 and encodes 799 amino acids. Gene Ontology annotation, cellular component: membrane. Gene Ontology annotation, molecular function: transmembrane transporter activity. The record is from RefSeq and is a predicted model, not a curated record.
AAACCUGCAACCUUUGGGAACAAAAGCAACAGCUCUGAUCACUACGCUACCAGCUGCCAGGGAAUUACGGAAACUCGGUGCUUCGGUGUACCACUGCGGCGAUCAACACAAGCCCGGUGCCGCAGUGAGGUUGAACCUGUGGCCAGCGGAAUCUCAACGCUGCGGAUCACUGUGUGAAGGUGCAGGACUCUGUGUGAUCUGGCCCCGAUCAUCUGCUUUGUGUGGGUGUGUUCUGCGUAGGAAGCGCACAGACGGGUGACCCUCUGCACAAACCCAGAAGUUCAACGGGCACCAGCGCAGCAGUCCAGCCUGCGAUACGGAUGCGUGAUUUUCCCUUCCGUCCGCGUUCACGUGGUGUCCUCUUGCUCUUGGGCAGGCUCACCACGUGACUUCAGUGUUGAGUAAGAGCAGGUCGGCGCAUCCAAGAUCGACAGAGCUAAAACACAUUCGUGUGAAUACAGUAUUUCAGAUCGUUCAAGUACCGUUACCAAGGUUUCGGAUUUAACGAAGGGAUGCUGUGAGAAACCGAAAAGGGCUUUUGCUUUGAGAGCUGGAAGUCCCCAGUCCUGGUCCUGCUCAUCAAGGCACUUACCCUGAAAUAAUGCAGUAAAAAUUACCUAGCAGUAAAUACAUGUGUGAAACAGUUUCUUAUUUAAUGUUGCAAGUCACCUUUGACAAUGGCGCGAAAUAAAUUAAUAAUUAACGGAAUUCAUACCUGUUGUUCUCCCCUUUAGACACUAGAUGUCAGCAGUGCGUCAAAAAUGGUCCAUGGCGCAACUUUACCCACGCAGCAAGUGCCUCCAACAGAUUUGAGGCCAGGACUUAGAUUUUCACAUAUUGUUGCAAGCAAACACGUAAAAAAGACAAUCGCAUUCUUCACUGAAGAAACUACGCUUCCUGGAGCGUUUUCAAUUAAAAAGCCCGCGCAGCAAGUGCCACCAGUAACGGCGGGAGAGGAGCUCAUGACGGCAAAGGAUCCCUCUGAAAAACAAAACACCUAAAUCAUGUAAAUCAUGCGGGCAAAAGAAAACAGUAAACCGAGGAACCCAAGAGAACGUGAGACCGCCUGUGUUUAGUGUUAUACGCGCAAAAAUGCAAGGCUAGGCCCAUACAUAUAUAUAUAUGCGGAUUAAGCAGGGUCUCCGUGUGUACUUUGGUGCUGUACUUUUAUUUUACUGUACUGCGCUGCCCUGCGUGAACCUUCGCACCUUUGACGUCAACGGACAGCAGUCGCUCACGCGCACAGGUGUGUUACCUGUAGCUCGAGCGAGGGAGGAGGCGGGAUUUGCACCCUUAGACUUAGUAUCGGUUCGCUCCGAGGGCGAAGCGAGGAGGAGGAGGAGGAGGAGGAGGAACACUGAGGGGCCGCUCUGUCACACGGAUCGAUCGCUUCCCCCGCGCGGACACGACCGUCGCCGCGUCUCCGUUUGUGACACCUCCCCCACAUCCCCCCCCCACUACUGACCCCACUGUCCGGCGCAUCUCAUGCCCGUGUCCGCCGUGGAAGGAACCCGCGGGCAGCCACCGCAAUGUGACUGAUCCGCGCCGCAGGGCUGUCGGACCGGGACAGGGCGCCGGUGCGCGUCGUCGAGCGCGUCCCCGUCGCCCGCGUCCGCCGCCGCAGUGAAGCGCGAUGGACGCGCAGGACCAUCAUCGCCACCGCCCGCAGGAGGACGGCCGCCGCCGCCAGCACCAGCAGCACCCGGAGAACGGUGACGCGCCCCGGGGACGCGCGGCCGCGGAAUCGCGCCUCGACGUGUCCGAACUGCCGUCCGCCGGGGGCUUCGGGCGCUUCCAGAAGGAGCUGCUCGUGCUCACCUGGGUCCCCGCGCUCCUCGUGGGCUUCAGCCAGUUCUCGGACUAUUUCCUGCUCGCGCAGCCCACGAACACGUGCGUGUGGUGGGGCAACGUGACACUGCCCGACGGCACGGCGGCCGGCAUUAUUAACGGCACCGCUAUCGAUGGCAGCGCGACUGAUGGGAGGACCGCCGGAGGCGCGCGGGACAACGGCAGCGCGCGCUGCGUGUGCGCUGGGGGGCCGUACGAGCUCGAGCAGGGCCUCGCGCAGAACGUGGUCACCACGUGGGACUUGGUGUGCAGCGCUGCAUGGAUCGUCCACAUCACAAAGUUCUCUCUGCUGGUGGGCUCCAUUUUUGGAUACUUGGUGAUGGGUGUCCUUGCCGACUGGUUUGGCCGGCGUGUGGUCCUCCUCACCUCAGUCUUCUUCAUGCUGGCCUUUGGGCUCGCUGUGGCCUUCUCUGUGAAAGAGCUCAUGUUCAUCCUGCUUCGCUUCUUCGAGGGGUUCUGCCUGGCAGGGAUCACGCUGUCCUUGUAUGUGCUGAGGAUUGAGCUGUGUAUUCCCACCUAUCGCUUCCCUGUGACUAUGGUAGCCAGUUUUGUGGGACUUGGUGGCCAGCUGCUCCUCCCGGGCCUGGCCGCUCUCUGUGGAGACUGGAAAGUCCUGCAGGCAGUGAUUGUCUGCCCUUUCGUCUUCAUGCUGUCCUACUUCUGGCUUUUCCCAGAGUCUUUGAGAUGGCUUCUAGCCACCCAGCAAUACAGGGAAGCUAAAGGGCUCCUGGUUCGAGUGGCCAAGAAGAACAACGUGAACACAGAAGAGGAUGGUCCUGACAUACUGGCAGAGGUACAGAGUCAGCAUCAGAGGAAGCCUAAGAAGACAUGCAUUGUCAAAAUGGUGGGCACGAGGAACUUGUGGAAGAACAUUGUGGUUCUUUGUGUGAACUCGCUGACAGGUUAUGGCAUCCACCACUGCUUUGCCCGCAGCUUGAGGGACCCUGAGGCCAAUGAGACCACCCUUUUCCACAGCUUCUACGCAGAUUACUACACAAUGGCAGGUAUUGCAGUGGCAUCCUCUGUGGCUUUGUGCCCGACUGUGAGCGUGUUGGGCCGCAGGGGUGGUCUGCUGAUGUUCAUGAUCAUCACCGCCCUGGCCUCCCUGCUGCAGCUGGGCCUUCUGAACUUACUCGGGAAAUACAGUGUUCAUCUAAAUAUAGAACAAUCAGAUACGUUGAACAGGAAUUUCUCUAUCGCCUUUUCCAUCAUCGGCAUGUUCUCCUCCCAUGCUGUCAGUAACUUAAGUAUCUUCUUCUGCGCAGAGAUCACCCCAACAGCUAUAAGAGGAGGGGGCCUGGGCCUAGUUCUGGCCAGUGCGGGCUUUGGCUUGUUGACGGCACCCAUUAUGGAGCUACUCAACCAGAAAGGCUACUUCUUGCACCACAUCAUCUUUGCCUGCUGCACCCUCAUCUGCAUCAUCUGCAUCCUAUUGUUACCGGAGCCCCGUGGCCAGCCACUUCCUGAGGCUAUUGCUGAUGGUGAGAACUACACACGAAAGCCAUUCCUGCCUCCAAGAAGACCCGGAGAACCACGCCGCUUCCUCUCCAGAUCUGGGUCCAGAGACUACUCAAGGGUCCGCGAUACUCCUCUCCAUCAGAUCCCUGCUGCUACUGGUCCUGCUGUUCCCCUUACCAUAGACCCUACUGCUUUCUCUGCCACAGAUCCUAAUGGUCACCCUACUAUAGACUUGACAAUUGAUAUCGAAGAUCCAGCUGUUACGCUUACUACAGCCCCUGAUGAAACCCUUGAUACACAGGUUACAAUACCGCUGAUAAAAGAAGCCACUUUUCCCUCUAUUGCAGACUGUACCACUUCCCCUACUACAGACCCUACUGUUAUCCCUACAACAAACCUUAUGGUCUUUCCCACUCCCAACCCUGACUCAAAUCAACCUCCUACUACAGAUUUCACUGUUAUCGCCACCAUAAAUUCUAUAGCCUCUCCCACUACAAACUCUAUACCACCUGUCACAUCGGACUGUGUUCCUCCUCCUACUGCCAAUAACCCAAUUCUGCCCUCAGCCACGGACUCUGCUCCUGGAGCAUUGAUCACAGACUCCAUUACUGUCCCGCCUGCCACAGACUCCAUUAGACCUGUUACUAAGGACUCUCUUGAGCCUGUUCCCAAGGAUAUCAACAUCUCAGAGAAUAGCACCUCGAAUGGAGCGAGGUCCUCAUCGUGAAAAUGCAGUAGCCCUAUAGAUAUGGAUUGUCUUCAGCAGUGGGCACUGUCCGGGUUAAGGGGUGGACACAGCCAAACACUACUGGUUUUAAUGGCUCUGUGAGAUAGUCAUCAAGAGGAAGGAGCUGGUUCUUAAGUUUAGGAGAAAAAUAGCUGCAUCAUUGUGCCAUGAAAAUGGGCUUGUACAUCGGUUCAGAAUGUGUCUGCUUUUCCGGAGUAAACGUGCUCCAGACACAAAAUGUAGUUUUCAGAGAUGAAAUUUUGCACUGACUGCUCCUUCGGCUAUGUGAGGUAAAAACCUGCAAAUACAUUGUUUGCCAGUUUCAUUUGAGAAAACUAACAGAUUUUCCAGUAUUUAAUGAAGAUUAAUAAUAACCUGCAUAUUUCUGGUAACUAAGCUGUGAGCUGCUUCAGAGGUCUGGUUUUAAAAAAAGCCAGGUUCUACAAUGUAAGAUUAUAAAUACUUCAUACUGCAACAGUGCUAUGUGAGGUGGAGGAUUUAUAUUCACAUUUUACAUGUGUCCUGUUUAAUUCACUGAUCUGAGUCUUAAUCAGAGAACAACAAAACAAAAAAGUGAACUGAUUUGGGCAGUUUCAAUUUUAUGUA